Molecule: messenger RNA, 1027 nt
Organism: Pseudopipra pipra
Lineage: Eukaryota; Metazoa; Chordata; Aves; Passeriformes; Pipridae
Gene: ZFAND5
Product: zinc finger AN1-type containing 5
Exons: 6
Coding region: 4-1005 (333 amino acids)
Molecular function (GO): zinc ion binding; DNA binding
Source: RefSeq, a predicted model, not a curated record
CGCAUGUACCGGCGGGCGGGCAGCGGGAGGAGCCGCGGCCGCCGGGCGGGCUGCGCUCCUCCCUCCUCCUCCUCCUCUUUCUCCUCCUCCUCCUCCUCCUCCUCCUCUUCGCCGUCCUCUUCUUCCCCUUCCCCGUCUCCCCGCCUCCAGCGCUUUCCCGCCGCCCGCCCUCCGCGCACGGCGGGUCCCGCCUCGCGCCGCUGCCGACACGGCCGCCGCUGCCGCUGCGGGAACAAAGGAGCGACGCGGCGGCGGCGCGGCCGCCAGCUCGGCGCCCCCCGCGCUCCCGACAGACGCCCGGAGCCGUCCGCGGCGCCUUCUCCGGCACCCGCCGCGGGGUUCUUGGCCCCCGCCGGGAACAGCAUCGAGAUGACUCAGGAGACUAACCAGACCCCAGGGCCUAUGCUGUGUACUACAGGAUGUGGAUUUUAUGGAAAUCCUAGGACAAAUGGAAUGUGUUCUGUUUGCUACAAAGAACAUCUUCAGCGACAGCAGAAUAGUGGUAGAAUCAGCCCAAUGGGAACAAGCAGUGGUUCAAACAGUCCUACCUCAGACUCUGCAUCUGUACAGAGAGCAGACACUAGCUUAAACAACUGUGAAGGUGCUGCUGGCAGCACAUCUGAAAAAACAAGAAACGUGCCUGUUGCCGCUUUGCCUGUAACACAGCAAAUGACAGAAAUGAGCAUUUCAAGAGAGGAAGAAUUAACACCCAAAACAGAGACUGAGCCAGUUGUUACUCAACCGAGCCCAUCAGUUGCCCAGCCUAGUACUUCAGAGAGUGAAGAGAGAGCUGCUGAACUGCCGAAACCAAAGAAGAACAGAUGUUUCAUGUGCAGGAAGAAGGUUGGCCUUACAGGAUUUGACUGCCGAUGUGGAAACUUAUUUUGUGGACUUCACCGUUAUUCUGACAAGCAUAACUGCCCAUAUGACUACAAAGCAGAAGCUGCAGCAAAAAUCAGAAAAGAAAAUCCAGUUGUCGUGGCUGAAAAAAUUCAGAGAAUAUAAAUUAACCUGCUUGUGAAAAGAC